Saccostrea echinata is the source of this 4925-nucleotide messenger RNA. Its product is annotated as liprin-beta-1-like. The transcript has 21 exons. The record is from RefSeq and is a predicted model, not a curated record. Lineage: Eukaryota; Metazoa; Mollusca; Bivalvia; Ostreida; Ostreidae. Bases 177 to 2945 code for a protein of 922 amino acids. Gene Ontology annotation, biological process: neuromuscular junction development. Gene Ontology annotation, molecular function: protein binding. Gene Ontology annotation, cellular component: presynaptic active zone.
AGGGAAAUUGAUUCAACACAUUUGCUUCAAUAUUGAACAUUGUUGUGGAUCAUAACAUUACAUGUAACUGCUUUCUGUGUAUCUGCUGGAUUUAUAAUGUAAAACUAGAACUGGCUUUAAAAAGAGGAGUCUUGGAUGUGACAAAUUUAGGUUUGCUUCAUUCAAACAACCAGAAAAUGAAUAAGCAGACAUCAAAGAUUGCAGGCACUGAGGACAAAAAAUGUGGAAAUGGUGAAUACACUGACCACUUUCUUGGCAACCAUGCUGUUUCCAGGGCAAACUCAAUGUCGUCCACUCAAAAUACUGGACUACCUGGACAGAUUUCUCCUAGCAGGAGUUGGCAUCACAGCCUCUCAACUUCAGAACAUUCAGAGCUAAGAUUUGAUGUGAGUGGCUUUGACAGCCACAGGAGGUUAUCUCAAGGGUCAAGGACAGCAUUAUUUGGUAACCAUGACAGCCAUCUGAGGCUCAGAGACCCUAAGUUUGUAAGUACAUCAAGUAGUCCAGAAAAAAGUCCAGGGGUUGAGUCCGAUGAUUCUCUGUCAUCUGCGAGUAGUUGUGGUCCAAGACAAGCUACAGCUUAUAGAAAGCGUAGUCUGAGACACAGAAGGAGUGAGGACAGAGACUUGGGAAAACUGCUGUCUGAUAGUGUAGAGGAGGCAGAAUCAUUAGCUUACCCAAGGUCACAGUUGGGUGGUGAUGAAGGUCGCAGGUUCAGGAAUGGUCACCGUCCUGCUAGUGUAUGUGGAUAUAAUGUCCUCUGGGAGAAUCGAGUUCAGGAACUAGUUGAAUUGUUGACUAGAACAUCCUUGGAAACUCACAAACUUGAUUUGAUGGCCGAAAUUUCCAGCCUCAAGAUCAAACUCGCGUCAGCUGAUAAGGACAGACGAGAUCUGGAUGACAGGCUCAGGCUAUCUCAGAGACAUGCAAAAGAACUGGAAUCAAGAUUAGCUGUAAAAGAUGCCGAAAUCAAUGAACUGCGACAGAAGCUGUUGAGGAAUGGCACAAUUUCAGCUCCGGAUUCAAGUGGAGAUUCUUCAGUGUGCAGUUUAGAGAAAUCAGUAGACAGAGAAAAAACUUUAGAUAGACUUAAGCGCAAACAACAUGAAGUUGAAAAAUUGAAGAAGGCCGUGGAAGCUUUGAUGUUUUCUAACCAGGAGAAGGACAAAAGAAUUGAUGAAUUACGUAGGCUUUUACGAAGAUACAAGAAAAUUGAAGAGAUGGUGGUUCAGGCUCAGGGUCGUAAGGCUUUAGAAGAGAUGAUUUUAAACGCAGAGGAUGAUACCAGCUCCACAAGUUCCACAACUCCGUCAAUAAGUGACAAUGUCCCCAGAGAUCAACAAAGUGAAGAAGGGAAGGAGAGACCUUAUCCAAAUCCAAGUGCCACUAGUACUCCAGUGCACUCUUUGCCAGAGAAUGGCAUCGGAACAGGAAGUUCUACUGUCCUAUCUGGGUCAUCUCGCCGAGCUCUGCAGCGCUCCAACAGUGCUGAGGAUGUUACACCCACCAAUCAGAAAAAAAAAUCCUCAAUAAACAACAAUGAACCUGAGGGAUAUCACAAUGGAGGAAACACUCUUAACUUUGGUACGUUUCCGGGUGAGGGUAGUGAGGUUCGAAGGUCUCGGGGUUUCCUUGCGCUCGGAACAGCCCUGCUUCGUGUCAAAACGGGAAAACGGAGCACGUCAGCUCCAAACCUAGCUAACACAGAAGUAGUGACAGAUGAUGAAGACGGGUUACAGCAUGUUGGGACAUCCCGUCCGCCGGAUGUGAAGAAGAAAAAGGGGAUCCGGGGGCUGUUUGGGAAAUUAAAGAGGAGUGGAUCGCAAGAUUUUCAUGAACGUGAGAGAGACCAGUUCAGAAGGGGAGGCGUGCGAGCAACAGCUACAGCUCGACUUGGAUGGUCUCGAGAUGUGCGCAGUAAUGAUGAGAUGCCGUUCUCGAGAUGGGACUGUGAACGGGUGUGUCUGUGGUUGAAUGACUUAGGUCUCAACAUGUACCUAAUGGACUGUCGCAGAUGGGUCAAAAAUGGGGAACAACUCUUACGAGCCACUCAGCAUGAAAUAGAGAAGGAGCUUGGGGUAAAGAACCCCCUUCACAGAAAGAAGCUCCAGUUAGCAUUACAACAGAUCAGCAGCACAGGAAAAGUCAAGAAACAGGACCUGGAUCACCACUGGGUUACACGUUGGCUGGAUGAUAUUGGGUUGCCUCAGUACAAAGACAAUUUCUAUGAUGGCAGAGUGGAUGGUCAAAUGCUGCACUAUCUUACAGUGGAGGAUUUACUAUCCCUGAAAGUGACCAAUGAACUUCACCAUGUCAGUAUCAAACGGGCCAUCCAAGUGUUACAUGCCCAUGGAUUUAACCCCCAGUGCCUUCGAAGAAGACCCUCCCCUGAUGAGGGUCAGUUACAAAAUAUCCCAGCUGAUGUCUCAUUGUGGACGAACCAUAGAGUGAUGGAAUGGCUUCGUACAAUAGAUCUGUCAGAGUACGCUCCCAACCUUAGAGGCAGCGGAGUUCACGGAGCGUUAAUUGUCUUGGAACCAAGAUUCAAUGCUGAAUUAUUUGCCCAGAUUUUAUCAAUCCCUCACAAUAAAACUUUGUUAAGAAGACAUCUUAGCACUCAUGUGGUGGCCCUCAUUGGCAACGAAACUCAGCACAAAAAGAGGGAGGCAGAGUCCACUUCUGGUUAUGUGCCACUCCUACCUAGUGCUAAAGUCAAGAGUAAGAAGUUUGGGAUUUUUGGUCACAAGAGGAAUAAAUCAGAUGCUGAUUUGGAGGAUUUUAUCUGCCCAGACUUUACAAGGAGACAGAACGGGGUGCCCCAAACAAAGGAGAGAGAUGAAAAGGCUGCUAAAGAAAUAGGUGCUUACUCUAAAGAGAUCAAUACUUUAACAGAUAUGCUUGCUCGUGACAAGUUUCUGGACAAUGUACCCACAUCUAAUGUGUGAGUCAAUGCUGAAAACAUAAUAUUUACCAAAUAUGAAGUGGAUCAAAACCCCUGCCAUUGAAAUCAAUCAUGAAACCAUACACAGGUGGACUCUACCCACGAUCAGGUGUUUUAUGGAUAAAUUUGUUUACUUUGGUUGUGAUGGUAACCAAAUGUGCCUUGCUGGUGGCUGGCCACUAUUAAGUAUCUCACAGAUUACAAGUUUGCCAAAUUUUUAUCUUGUAUUUAUAGUUUUAAUGUGUUUUAUUGAGGUUGUAAAAUUGUGAACAAAUGAAAUUGUAUAAAAAUGCAAUUGUGUAUAGAUGAAAUUAUGUCCAUAGUUUGUAUAUAUGAAAAUAUGUAGUUAGCAAUUAUAGAAAAAAAAUUAUAUACUGUAAAUUGAAACAUUCAGCUAUCAUAUCAUCUUUCAGAUUUAAAGUAUUUUGAUGGUAGUUGUCUUUUUUGCAUGUUCUUGGUUAUUUUUCUUUCUAGGUAAAUUAUCAUAUACAACCAUUCUAAUUCAAGACAAUAUAUUUUUUAUUUUAUGUUUUACAGCAACAAAAGAGAUUUUUAAGUCAAUAUAGUCAUUCAGUGUCUCAAGCAAGUUCUAGUGCUAAAGUAUGAAUACAUACUUGGAUUAAAAAAAUAUUCUUUUGGUUUAAAGUAAAUUGCUUGUAUUAUUGGAUAUUAAUUUUUGAAAGGGAAGAAAUAAUUCAUACUGAUAGGGUUAACUCAAUUUUAUUUUAUCUUAGAAUUUAUUUUCCAAUGAUUUUGUCACAUUUUUUUUCAUUUUAUGUGUUAAAAUACAAAGAGUGGAAAAAUUAUGAUUUAAUUUGAACAGAUGUUGAAAGGAAAUUUAGACAGAUCGAGUCCUUCAGAUUUUGCUGGACAAAAUCAAAUGCAAAUUAAGUUUUUCUCUGUUUUCCUUCAGAAAUACUUCCUGUUCCCAGAACAUUGAAGUUUUCAGCAUCAUUUUUCUACUCAUAUGCAUUGUACUUUUAAUACAGUUUUUGUGAGACCAGUCAUUUUCAUCUUAUUAAAAGCAAAAUUUAUAUUUCUUUAAUUAACACAUUAGCAGAAAUUCUUUAAUAGGGAUUUCAUCAGGAUUUUUCAAACACUAAUUUCAAACAUUAAUUAAUAAUGUAUAUUCUGUUGGGGGAAAUUAGAAGGAAAAUAAAUGGCAUAGCCUUAAGAAUCUAGUGUAGAAAAUUACAAUUUUUUUGUGCCUGGAUUUGUUUUCAUGUUUGUUUACAUGAAAACUAAUUAAAGUAGUUCCCUAUGAGUAAGCUAUAGCCAAGUCAUGGGAAGAUAUUUUGAAAUUAUGUGGCUGAAAAUAUUCUAAUCUAAUCUUUAUUAUAUCAAUAUGACAUUGUAAUAUGUUUGCAUAAGUUAAUCUCCAACACUGCUGCACAAUAUUGUAGAGCUUUUUUGUUUUUAAAAAUAUUUUUAUGGAAAAGCUUUCAAUUGAUAUCUAUUAGCUUGCCUGAUUUGUUAAUGCUUGAAUUGAUUUUUUGCUGUUAUUUGUUAAUAUAAUUCAAAAUGUAAUCUUUUACGAACAUUAUUGUGAACAAAGCUCAUAUUCAAUACAUGAUUUUUUCUAAGAUAAAAAAAUGCUAGACAGUUUUAAAAUUACGUCCUGCUCUGUAAUUCUUUCAAUUCGGUUUUUAAACAUUGCAGAAAUGAAAAUUUAGCUAACCAUAGAAGUUAUUUAGAAAUUCUAAUUAUGUGACUGAGGUUAGGAUUUUUUUUUUAAAUAACAAUAUUAAGUUCAUUUACAAUAUACACUUGUUUUUACUUCCUCAUUAUGGAACUUUAAUCAUUGCUUCUCAUGGUAUGAUUAUAAACUCUAUUGAGAUACAGGAAAUUAGUUCUAUCAGAAACCUUUUGACUUUGUAUUUUUAUGUUGUACUAGUAUUUUCUUUUCAUAGACAUUAUGUUUUACAUUUCUUUCCAUAAAACCAUGUUUUAGAAUGCAAAACAAUAAAAUCUAUUUUAAGUGAUA